Molecule: messenger RNA, 1884 nt
Organism: Vanessa tameamea
Lineage: Eukaryota; Metazoa; Arthropoda; Insecta; Lepidoptera; Nymphalidae
Gene: Ets
Product: ETS homologous factor-like
Exons: 2
Coding region: 70-1230 (386 amino acids)
Biological process (GO): regulation of transcription by RNA polymerase II; cell differentiation
Cellular component (GO): nucleus
Molecular function (GO): sequence-specific DNA binding; DNA-binding transcription factor activity, RNA polymerase II-specific
Source: RefSeq, a predicted model, not a curated record
UAUGAAUAACGCGCUCUCGACGCCUGCCGCCCAUUCCGUCGCGAACCGCCGGCAGUGCCGCACGCAGCCAUGAUUGAUUACGCGCGUCCCUACGAUCAAAGCAUGUGCGAUCUCUAUCUGCCUCCCACACCACCGGCGCCCGCGCGUCUUGAUGAUUUCCAAGUUUUCAAAAAGGGUAACCCUUCUCACAUAUACGGAAACUACUACAAUAAUUACGAAAUGUAUGGGGAACCAGAAAUUGACACCGCCGCCAACGUUUACCACAACCUCGUUAGUUCCCGCGAGUACCGUCACGAGGACUGGAAGCAAAAAAUGGUCAUCGACUGGAAUGACAAUGAAACUGUAUCCUGGAUAAUAGAGUGUGCCGUCACCCACGGAUUCUGCGAGUAUGAUGUACCGUUUUAUAAUUUCAAUGUCCCAGGUAUGGAACUGAGAAAUAUGAGACGAGAAGAAGUCCAACAGAGAAUGGCUCAUCCCAGCGUCGAUCCUAAUCUAUCAAGAAGGAUAGGUGACACAAUUUUCGACAAAUUGCAGAAUCGUUUAAAUGAAGAUAUGCUCCGACAGUCGUCAGUGUUUAGAUACGCGGAGAGUGAUCCGUACCAGAGUAAUGAACCAGUGAAGACAGUGUUAGAUUUGGACUCUUUGGAUCAUAAAAACAGGUUAUAUGCUUCGGGAUAUAAGCCAAAUGACAUUAGUUUGUUUCAAGCUGCCGACUCUAGCGACGAUGCCGAGGAUGUAUUUCGUUCCUCGGAAACAGCAUCGCCGGAGUGUUCAUACGGUAGUGAUGGUAGCAAAUCUGGUGACGAGGAAGAGAAAAGAAAAAUGUUUAAAAGACCACCCGGACGACCUAAAGGCAGCGGCAGAAAAGUAUGCAAGCGCCCUAGAAGCGUGUCCGUGCCAGAGUUUCUCCGGAAUCUCUUGUUUGACGAAAAGUACUGCCCGUCUAUCAUCAAAUGGGAAGAUCACUCGCAAGGAAAGUUUAGAUUCGUGAAACCAGACGAAGUGGCAAAACUCUGGGGCCAGAUGAAGCAAAACGACAACAUGACGUUCGAGAAGUUCAGCAGAGCCAUGCGCUAUCACUAUAGACAGUCCGUCCUGGUGUCCGUCCCCACGGCGCGGCUGGUGUACCAAUUCGGCCACAAGGGACCCGACUUCAAGACAGACAACCCAAAUUUCAUCAAAGUAAAGUCAGAAAUCGACCUACAUGACAUGACGUAUUCGAAUUCGUAGUGGAUUUUUUGGAAUAUAAGGAAUUUAUUGGAAAACGAUGCUCAUGACGAAGUUGAGGAGAUGAUAGUUAAUGUUUGAUGUUUGUAACCUGGUUGCGAUUAUCGAAACUGAAAUUAAACUAGUAUCGGUCAUGCGAAUCUCUGUUGUAGUAAGAUAAAUGAAAAAAGAAAAAAAAAAGACUCAAUAGAGGAUGUCAAAGACCUUACCCUCAUAAAGGUAGGAUAGUUAAAUGUUCAGAGAGAUCGCUCCCAGGAAUAAGUUGUUUGAAAUGAUUAAGAAUAGGAAUUAGAAGGAAUAUUGGAAAUGAUUAUGGAUUAGGUGUUUCCAGAUUGUAAUGAGUGUGAUUAACGUAAGCUCGGUGUCCGAUUCGGUCUCGUUUUGAAGGUUGUAACUAAAAUGAUUGUUGGAUUGUUGCCGUCAAUUAAAGGUUGUAUACCCGACUCGUUGAAGUGUCCAUAUUAUUUUUUUAAGUGAUCUUUAUUAAAUUUCUAAGAAUGCUUUUAUCCUCGACGUGGAGUUUUCGUGGUCGAACUUUUAUGGUUGUUCAGAGUUACGAAUUUUUGAUAAAGUAUUUUUAGGAUUUCGAACGUUGUUACCAUAUGGAUAAGAUUAGUUUAAAUAAACUAUUGUAGUUAAACGAUGUAUUUUAAACAU